AAAAGAAAUGGGAAGACAAAAGAAAAAAGGACUCUGUUCUUUGAUAAUCAAUCAAUGGAGGUAAGAAUUAUGAAUGUUUUCUUCCUGGAAGCGACUCAUUUCUGCAACUUGGAGAACAAGAUUGAUAACCCGAUUACAUGUUACAUCACGAACAACACUUCAUAGUGCCCGCAAUCAAGUUCGCCGAAGAACAACAAUCUCACCCAAGGCAUUUUACGCUCUCUACGAUUAAUCCGUAGAUUUCUAUCAGUUCCAGCCCUGUUCCUUUGGCAUUUCUCAGUGAAUUCGGGAGUCCUUGGAGGAAGGAAGAUGCUUGUUUCUCGUCGAUCCAGAUUGGUUCAUGCUAGAAUUUCGUUGUUACUGGGUUCGUCAGUUUAGGUUUUCCAGUACAUUGUUUCGGCUGAUUUUAUUCAAUACAAGUGUCCAAGUGGGCGAAAACGCAUGAAUUAUUAGGUUAGCUGUUCGGCCUGGAUCUUGAUUAUUGGUAGAAAUCUCGGAAAUUUUGUGAGGGAAGUGGAUAGAGUGAUGAGUGAAGAUUAGGGGGAAUGGUCCUGGAACUGAUGCAACAAAAUGAGCAGGUCCCCUUCAUUUUCUGUGAAGUCGGAAGUUAAUGUGAAGUUGGAUCCAGAAUCUCUCCAAAAAUGGGUUGUGGCCUUUUGCAUUAUAAGGUUUGAUCUUGAACAAGGUCAACUAAUUGAGGAGUGCUACCCUCCAGACUGUCUAACGCAAGAUGAGGAACUUGAAGUUGCUUUUAGUUCAUUUCCUGAUUCAAUUUCACAGCACCAGAACCGGUCGAGCAUUCACGAUUGUAUAUUCUUUUUCCGGGUUCGAAGGAAGGAAAUUUCUCAACCAAGGAAUGUUUCCUCUUCUGAGAAAGCAGAAUUGGACGAGCUAAGAUCCAAAAGCAGCGUUGCUACAAGGUCUAAGUACAUGUAUGGUUUUGUUUUUAAUAGGCAGAGACACGAUGAGAGGUUAAGAAGAGGUGGAGAGCAGAAGUCUGUGGUAAUUCUGUCUCAUAAUCCUUAUUCUACUGUCUUCAAACCUCUGUUGCAAAUCAUGGGUCCAUUAUAUUUUGACAUUGGGAGGAAGGCUCUUGAGCAUAUUGCUGCUUUUGUUUCAAUGUGGCCUGCUCCUGUACCUGGUAAACAAAUGGAGCUUCCUAUAGGAAAUGCCUUGCUUAAAGCACACUUGCCACCUGCUCAUAGUUUGCCAAUGGAUGGUGAGACAUUUUCCGAAGAGUCUACGUCCUCUAUGGCUCCUUUUCUUCCCAAUAAUCUGUCGGUUCCACAAGGUCUUUUCCAUGAUUCCGAUCUCUUUGGUACGUUCCGGGGUCUUCUUUUGCAGCUCUGGCUGUUGUGGGAGUUGCAACUUAUUGGUGAACCUAUUCUUAUCAUUGCACCAACGCCUCCCCAGUGUUGUGAAGCUGUUGCUGGUCUUGUUAGUUUGGUUGCUCCUCUUCUUUGUAGUGUUGAUUUUAGACCUUACUUCACUAUUCAUGACCCUGAGUUUUCAUACUUAAACACACUUCAAGAUGGAGCUACUUUCCCACCAAUGGUUUUGGGGGUCACAAAUCUCUUCUUCCUUAAAUCCCUUCGUAAUAUUCCUCAUAUUGUCUCAGUUGGGACCCCUGCUGUUAGUCGGCUUGCCCAGACGUCCAGGUCCUCUUCUGGCAGCGUUUCUGGCGCUUCUGAAGGGCUUGGACUUCGGCAGCUAUCGUUGAAAAAGUUCUCUCCGUCAAACUUGCUCAAUGCUGUCAAGUUGAGGAGAGAUGGUCCACUAUGUCUUAUGACAGAACAUAAGGAAGCUAUCUGGAGCACUUACCCUGCAGUAACGAAGCCAGACACGUCAAUCUUGAAUCGGCUUAUUGAUGCUGGCUUAUCACCAAGGGUUGAGGAGUCUAUGUCUGUCGUUAACAAUGAGAUACUGCGUCGGCACUUCCUGGAGCUUACAACCAACUUUUUGGCACCUUUUGGGCCAUACUUCCGAACCACCACCCCUUCAGAAGGAUCUUCUCCAUUUGAUGAGCCUUCUCGACCCGAAUUUAGUGCUGAUGAAUUUCUUGCCAGUCUAUCGACAAGAGGACCGGGAAAAUUUCUGGCCAAGCGAAUGAGGUCUAACUGGCUGGAUUUGUACAGGCGGUUUCUCAAAGGACCAAACUUUAUGCCUUGGUUUCAGAGAAGGCGUGCUGUUGCAGAACAAGAACAGCAUAGACUUUGGAGGCAAGCGAGAAUGAGUGCUGAUGUACCUCGGCUUGUGUCUAAAAUGCCUGAAUUGGAAGUUGUCGAUUUAUUUAAUGCUAUUGAAAGACAUCUUCUAAAAGAAAUAGAGCUGCAGGAAUCCAGGAGGGCUUAUUCAGACUCUGCGGCAACUUGCCAGAAACUGAAAGGGGAUCUGCUGACCGUUUUCAAUGUGCUUCCUAAAGACAUGCAUCAACUUUUGCUUCUUAAUCCACAGAGGGCAUCUCUUCUUUGCGGAAGCCCCGAAUUAACUAAACUUCCAGGGCGGCCGCUUGUUCAAGUUGGUGUUAAAUCACCAAGAUAGUACUGAAAUACACAUAUUCGGAAUCAAGUAGCCUCAGGCAAAAAGGGGUUUUUUCUCAUAUUUAGAGGCAGCCCUCAUUAGUUUGUACACUCCAUCACUGGAUGGGAGAUUUUCUUCCCCCAUUGUGGCUGCUGCAAAUGUUUUAGGAGGUACCACUUUAUAUUUAAGAUCCAUCCUCUUACAGUGUUGGGAUGAAUUAUAUGGCAUAUCAUGGUGUUAAAAACAACAUGUUUCUACAAACAAACAGAUGGCAAAGGAUGGUAGAUAUGGCGGUGUUGAACUUAUGGAUCAUCAAAAAUUCUUUCAGGAGAUGAUAGUUAGCUUUUCUUUUACUAGAGUUUCUAAUUUUGUACUGUCUUCAUCACUUCAAAGGGAGUAUAAUGUCAACCUGUAAUAUGUAUAUUAUACUUUUGUACCGUUAAAGCAAAUAGUUUCAGCUGCAA
Molecule: messenger RNA, 2984 nt
Organism: Cucurbita maxima (winter squash)
Lineage: Eukaryota; Viridiplantae; Streptophyta; Magnoliopsida; Cucurbitales; Cucurbitaceae
Product: protein DENND6A
Exons: 5
Coding region: 571-2541 (656 amino acids)
Cellular component (GO): recycling endosome
Molecular function (GO): guanyl-nucleotide exchange factor activity
Source: RefSeq, a predicted model, not a curated record